Mangifera indica (mango) is the source of this 951-nucleotide messenger RNA. RefSeq names its product rubredoxin-like. Gene Ontology annotation, cellular component: chloroplast. Bases 166 to 768 code for a protein of 200 amino acids. Gene Ontology annotation, molecular function: electron transfer activity; iron ion binding. The transcript has a single exon. The record is from RefSeq and is a predicted model, not a curated record. Lineage: Eukaryota; Viridiplantae; Streptophyta; Magnoliopsida; Sapindales; Anacardiaceae. Gene Ontology annotation, biological process: alkane catabolic process.
ACAGUUCUCCCCACCUUAUCCAACUCCCUUUCAUGAACAGCAUAUGCUCUUCCAUGGAUUCUCUUCUUUUCUCCUCCACCACCAACACUGCCCAAUAUCAACUCUAAACUCAAUUCGCCUCCCAUAUUCUCCAUAAUCGGACUCAUAAAACUUCUAAUAUUCACAAUGGCUUCUGCAACCACAAGACCCACCUUCUCUUUUCACCUCUCCCAGCCUUCUCCUCCUCCUAAACCAACCAAACCUCACUUCCCUUCCAGUCUUGUCUUCCCAAAGAAAACCCAAAAACCCCUCUUCGUUACUCUCUCCAUUGACGUUUCCAAAGAAGACAAACCCACUUUAGACCAGCCCACUUCAGAAGUGUCAGUUUCAGACCAACCCCCCUCCUCCAUUUCCAAGGAAGUUGAAGAAGAGCGAGAGCAAGACAAGUUUGAUAAGAGACGUCUAGAAGAGAAAUUUGCAGUCUUGAAUACGGGAAUAUACGAGUGUAGGUCUUGUGGGUAUAAAUAUGAUGAAGCUGUUGGUGAUCCUUCGUAUCCUAUUCCUCCUGGCUUUCAGUUUGAGCAGUUGCCUGAUGAUUGGAGAUGUCCCACUUGUGGUGCAGCUCAGAGCUUUUUUGAAAGUAAGAGUGUGGAGAUUGCAGGGUUUGCUCAGAAUCAGCAGUUUGGGUUGGGAGGGAAUUCACUCACUUCUGGUCAGAAGGCUUUGUUGAUAUAUGGAAGCUUGUUCUUUUUCUUUGUGUUGUUCUUGUCCGGUUACUUUUUGCAAUGAUAAGUUGGGAGUUGGGUUUGGUUGGUAAGAACUUGGUGGCGUUAUGGGGAAUGGUUAUGUUGUUGUUGAAUGUGUAUUUUCUGGUUAUUAUAUGCAAAUAGAGGAAUUCAGAUUAAUUGAAUGGUGGCAUAUACAAAAUAUAUUAUUUUAAAUAAAGAGUGAAGCAUGAACAUUUUCUUUUAA